UAAAAGUGUGAGGGCCGAGGAGUGGCAAAAUGAAUUUAAGCAAGUUGGAUUUAUUCUACCGAAGGCUCAUCUUAACAAAAUUCUAUACCAGAGGAUGGGGUAAACCAGAAGAACUGCAGGAAAUAUUGAAGGUCCAUGGUGUGAUUUCCAACAGGGAUUCAUGUUUGGAUUAUGUUAAUGAUCACAUAUCUGAAUCUAAUGUGACCUUGGAAAAUCCAGUCUCAAGCAAUGGGUGCGUGACUGUCGAUGGUAGUUUCGUUUCUCCAGUCUGUAAACUUUUACCCAAACAGCUACCAGAAGAAUGUAAGACGUCACACUUCCAAAUGGUGUUACCUGCAACUCUAAGGAAAUCCAAACCAGAUAGUAUUACUUCUUUGAAAAGAAGAAUAAAGCAACUUGACUUAAAUCCGCUGUGCAUUCAUAUGGCUGGAACGGGCGACCAUGGGUUUUCUAGAAGACGAGAACUCAUCGCUAAGCCGUUAUUGUCGCAUGGAAUUUCUUCUUUAUUGUUGGAAAAUCCGUACUAUGGUUUACGAAAACCAAAAGAUCAAUCUCGUUCCGGUUUGCUACAUGUCAAAGACCUAUUUUUAAUGGGUCUAUGCCUUAUUUUAGAAACUCAAGUUCUGCUAAAAUGGCUUGAAAAAGAAGGUUUUGGGCCGUUCGGUCUUACUGGUAUAUCAAUGGGUGGACAUAUGGCUUCAUUAGCAGCCACAACUUCACCUAAACCCGUCGCUGUUGUACCUUGCAUGUCUUGGACUUCUUCUUCUGUAGUUUGGACAGAAGGGGUUCUUAGUAACGCCAUACCAUGGAGGGUGUUGGAAUCUCAAUAUGCAAAAGAUCCAAAUUAUGAGACCCAAAUCAAUGACCUGAUUAAAUAUAACACUGUGGAUUCCUAUGAAUUAGGUAAAGACUAUGUGAAAGAUAAAGGUGCUCUGAAACCGACAUAUGUAAUGAAAAAUGUUGCUGGGGAUCAGGUAUCGGAGAAGGAUGACAGAGAGAGAAGGCGGAAACAGACCCUUAGAUUUAUGAAAGGUGUUAUGGAUCAAGUGACAGAUCUCCAAAAUUUUUCAGUUCCAAUUGACCCAUCAAUGGCAACAUUCGUAAUCGCGAAAGCUGAUGCGUAUUAUCCGAUACAUAGUUUACGACCAAUGAAUGAGGUCUGGCCUGGUUGUGAGGUGAGGCUACUCAACACAGGACAUAUAGGUGGAUUUUUGAUGCAUCAAACCGAUUUCUGUAAUGCUAUUGUUGAUACUUUCUCAAAACUUAUAGAGAAAUAUCACUCAUCGAAAGAGAGCAACAGUUGCGGUAAUGAAACCGUGAAUUUGAAUGAAUCGGAAGAAAGUGAAACUACUUCCAGCCCUAUCACUAUUCGUGAAUCCGAUAACAAUUCAAGCAUCUCAAAAAGUAAAACUACUCUUUUAAUGGCUUUAUUUCAAACCCUCAGAAUAUUUGCAAUCAAGUCAUAAUGUCUUGAAAAGGAGGAGGAUCGGAAGGAAGCCCAUUCAUUGGCUCUUCAAUCACCACAGUAUUUCAAAUAUACUUUACUUUAGAAAGAUUUGUUUCAUCCAUUUUUUGUUACAAGGUUCAAUUUUCUCGUUUUUUUUUCCUCAAUAAAUUCAUUAUCUAAUCUUUUAUUAGAAGAUUUAAUUUUCUUGUUUAUAAUCCCAAUCUUUUUUUCCUGCUGUAAGUUCAUUUACGACAAAGAUAUGGUAAACGCUAGCGACAGUUAAGAUGUAAACUAGUUUUCCAUCUAUUGUAACUCCUUUUAUAUACUGUUGUACUUGCAAUUGAAGAAAGUUUCAGUUAUUUCUAAAACAUAUUUAUGCAGUCAUGUUUGCCUCAGAUGUGUCAAUGGUCAGGAUGUCGUAUUCACUAUAAUACAAUACUUUGAAAACAUGUUAUUGGUGCAUAAUCUGAACCCUGAUUGUGAUGUUGUAAUGCGCUGUUGCUGGGUGUUUGAGUCAAUAAAAUGACAAAUAUGUGG
Messenger RNA from Styela clava, 1984 nucleotides. Its product is annotated as protein ABHD18-like. The record is from RefSeq and is a predicted model, not a curated record. Lineage: Eukaryota; Metazoa; Chordata; Ascidiacea; Stolidobranchia; Styelidae.